Molecule: messenger RNA, 858 nt
Organism: Emiliania huxleyi CCMP1516
Lineage: Eukaryota; Haptophyta; Isochrysidales; Noelaerhabdaceae
Exons: 3
Coding region: 1-858 (285 amino acids)
Molecular function (GO): oxidoreductase activity, acting on the CH-OH group of donors, NAD or NADP as acceptor
Source: RefSeq, a predicted model, not a curated record
AUGCCGAACUUGUCGCCAGCGUCUGGAGCAGUGCUUGUCACCGGCGCGAGCGGGCUGGUCGGCGGCCAUGUGUGCAGCCUGCUGUGCAAGAGUGGUUACUCGAUGCGCGCGGCAGUCCGUGAUCCCUCGGCCGACAAGGUCAAAAUUCUAGAGAAGAUGGGCUGCUCGCUCGUGCGUGUGCCAGACCUCCUGAGCGACGAGGGCUGGUUGGCCGCAAUGGACGGGUGCGUCGGACUCAUGCACGCUGUGUCCGGCACCGAGCGUGCUCUUCGCUUUGCAGCCGCGUCGGGCUCUGUGCAACGUGUCGUCGUAACGGCGACGAUGGCUUCGGUCUGCGGUACUCAGCGUGACAAGGACCCCGACCACCUAUGGUGCGAGGCCGACAAGAAUGACAACCCGGAAACCGGCUACAGCAAGUCGAAGACGGCGGCGGAGGCCAAGGUUUGGGAGCUGGCCGAGGCGCACAAGGAAAAGUUCAGCGUCACGACUGUCCACCCCGCCGUCGUCCUCGGCCCGGUGCUCGAGGGCCAGAGCGUGUCGUCGACGAUGGGCUACCUGAAGAUGAUGCUCAGCGGCAAGGCGGAGACCGCGGGCGAGCGCUACCUUGUCUGCUCGACCGACCAGUACUCGACGCUGGAGCUCGUCGAGCUGGCACGAGAGGCCGCGCCAGAAGCAUGCGCCGGCCUCGACCUCGCUGCCUGGAAGGCCGAUGAGAAGGUUGCUGCCCUGAAGCCGAAGAAGCCCGCGACCGACAACCGCAAGGCGUGCGCCCUCCUCGGCGUCGAGCGGCUCGAGGCGCCGCUCAAGUUUGUGGGCGAGGCGGCCGCCUCCCUCAAAGCGCUCGGCCAUCUCGGCUGA